This is a messenger RNA of Candoia aspera, 810 nucleotides long. RefSeq names its product transmembrane protein 179 (gene TMEM179). The coding region runs from base 31 to 729 and encodes 232 amino acids. The record is from RefSeq and is a predicted model, not a curated record. The transcript has 4 exons. NCBI's taxonomy places the organism in Eukaryota, Metazoa, Chordata, Lepidosauria, Squamata, Candoiidae.
GAUCUGCGGCAGGCGGACAGGCGGGCGAUCAUGGCGCUGAGCAAUUUCCUCUUCGCGCAAUGCAUCUGCUACUUCCUCGCCUUCCUUUUCAGCUUCAUCGUGGUGGUGCCGCUAUCGGAGAACAGCAACGACUUCCACGGCCGCUGCCUGCUCUUCACCGAGGGCAUGUGGCUCAACGCCAACCUGACGGCCGAGCGGCAGCGCUUCACCGUGCAGGAGUGGGGGCCCGAGUCCGCCUGCCGCUUCAGCCUCUUCGCCGGCCUCCUCUCUCUUCUUCUCGCCGCGGUGCAGGCCUGGAGGACCCUCUUUUUCCUCUGCAAGGGCCACGAGGACUCUUUCUUUUAUGCUUUCCUGAAUCUUCUGAUCAGCACCUUUGUGGUUUUUGUCAUCUUUAUCGCCAGCACUAUUGUGACUGUUGGGUUUAACAUGUGGUGUGAUGGUAUUACUGAAAAAGGAAGCAUGACAAAUAGUUGUGAAGAAUUACAAGAUGUAGAUCUUGAGCUGAAUUUAGAAAACUCAGCGUUCUAUGACCAGUUUGCCAUCACACAGUUUGGCCUCUGGGCUGCCUGGCUGACUUGGCUAGGAAUUACCAUUUUGGCCUUUUUGAAGGUUUAUCAUAACUACCGGCAGGAGGACCUCUUGGACAGCCUGAUUCACGAGAAGGAACUUUUGUUGGGACGAUCUUCAUCACGAACUUCUUUUCAGGAAGAGAAAAGUGGCAUAAUCUAAUACCUAAUAAGCCACACUGCCUAGGAGGUUGCAGGUUGUGUAUUAUGGGCCUUAGCAAGAUAGAAAUUGAAUUGGCAUGCC